Messenger RNA from Astyanax mexicanus (Mexican tetra), 1584 nucleotides. RefSeq names its product ELOVL fatty acid elongase 5 (gene elovl5). Gene Ontology annotation, cellular component: endoplasmic reticulum; endoplasmic reticulum membrane. NCBI's taxonomy places the organism in Eukaryota, Metazoa, Chordata, Actinopteri, Characiformes, Acestrorhamphidae. The coding region runs from base 108 to 992 and encodes 294 amino acids. Gene Ontology annotation, molecular function: fatty acid elongase activity. Gene Ontology annotation, biological process: fatty acid elongation, polyunsaturated fatty acid; fatty acid elongation, monounsaturated fatty acid; fatty acid elongation, saturated fatty acid. The record is from RefSeq and is a predicted model, not a curated record. The transcript is spliced from 8 exons.
UCGCGCUCAUGACGCGGAGGGUCAGUUCUCACCUCAGCUUUUUCACAUUUUCACACACACACACGCCGGCCGCCCAGUAGCGCAGCAGGAUAAACUGGAGGCUGGAGAUGGAGGCCUUAAAUCUCAGACUGAACACAUAUAUUGACUCAUGGAUGGGUCCCAGGGAUCCUCGUGUGAGAGGAUGGCUUUUACUGGACAACUAUCCACCCACAUUUGCGUUCACCAUCAUGUACCUUCUCAUUGUAUGGAUGGGUCCAAAGUACAUGAACAACAGGCAGCCGUUCUCCUGCAGGAGGAUCCUAGUCGUGUAUAACCUUGCUCUCACUCUGUUGUCCCUCUACAUGUUUUACGAGCUUGUGACUGCUGUGUGGCAAGGUGGUUAUAAUUUCUUCUGCCAAGACACCCACAGCGCUGGAGCGGCUGAUGAUAAGAUGAUCCACGUGUUGUGGUGGUAUUACUUCUCCAAGCUCAUCGAGUUCAUGGACACAUUCUUCUUCAUCCUGCGGAAGAACAACCACCAGAUCACUUUCCUGCACGUCUACCAUCAUGCCACCAUGCUUAACAUCUGGUGGUUCGUCAUGAACUGGGUGCCAUGUGGCCACUCAUACUUCGGAGCUACUUUCAACAGCUUCAUACACGUGCUGAUGUAUUCCUAUUAUGGGCUUUCAGCCAUUCCUGCCAUGCGACCAUACCUCUGGUGGAAGAAGUAUAUUACUCAAGGACAGCUGGUCCAAUUUGUGAUGACCAUGAUCCAGACGUCCUGUGCUGUAGUCUGGCCAUGCGGUUUUCCAAUGGGUUGGCUAUAUUUCCAGAUCAGUUAUAUGAUCACUCUCAUAAUUUUCUUCGUAAACUUCUACAUAAAGACGUACAGGAGUCACAGAGGUUUGCGUAAAAAGGAUUAUCGGAAUGGUAAUAACAUGUCUGUGAAUGGCCACAUGAAUGGGACGGCACCAGCAGAGACGAUAAAACACAGGAAGACCCGAGCGGAUUGACAUCUCCAAUAGCCAACACCAUCCCCACCCCCUCAAUCUUCUCACUUUAUUCAUGAAACAUUGCUAUUAAAGUGAUGUAUGACUACACCUAGAAAAUAGUAGUGUGUUAAUUCAGAUGUGUAAGCAGGGCAAACAAAAGAAUAUGGAGAGCAGGGCUUUGCUAUUGGACUGGGGUUGGGAGACUUGCAUUUCAUAAACAUUGAAUAACGUUCACUUUGGCACUACGUGAGAAUCUGUUAUGGCCUGCAUAUUGAUUACAUUCUUAGGGAGAAGCUUUUAGACAUGCUGCAGCAGGAGUUUGUGUAGGCUGAAUAUCUACUAAUCUAAUCUAAGCAGCAGUAUUUAUUGUCAGCCUGGUGUCUGAUAAAAAAUGCUAACAAACACAGGGAUAGGAUUGUUUCAGUUUUAUCUAGCAUUUAGAGGCCUUUAUUAAAACAUUUAAACUUUAAUGAAAACGACAUUAUUAUGGUCAUUAUGUGCCUCUGAACCUGUCCUUCUGUGCACUUAUAUGUUGCUUUGUACUGCAUAGUGACAAAACACUGUCCUGAGUUAAAAAAUAAAUAAAUAAAUAAGAGGUUCUGUUUACUCAAAA